UUUAUCUGAAAUUUAAUGUUAUUUCUUUGGUUUGGUUUUGCAAGCUCCUCCUCCCCAGAAAGAGAUUUUGAGAUUGAAUAUGUGACCGUAGAUGCUAAAUCCUCCUCGGCUCUCUCUGUUUUGGUUUUUUUAAGUCUCUAUCUUGUCUCUCUUGUUUUCCUCUAUUUUCAUUCACUCAAGGACACCAAAAAGUGUGCUUCCACCUAUUUCUGGCUCGGGAGAACUGAAUAUCGCUACUCUUUCAGAGAUUGCAAAAAACAUGGUGGUAUCAUGAGAUUCAUUCAAGUUUCUUACUUAGGGGCAUCUCCAUCUUCUCCAUCUAGAUUGCUAAAAGCUAAAGCUGCAACAAAGGUAGCCGUUUUGACAGAAUUUCCAGAGGUCAAUUCUUUAGAUACUCUACUUCUCAAAACCUUUACAGUUCGAAGCUCUUAUACACAAUCCUAAAGUUGUUCACAAAUUAUUGGUGGUGUAUAUGGAUCAAUGGUUCCCAACAACUAGGUAAUGCAUAUCGGUCAAAAUAACAAUAUCAAUGAAGUACUAUUAUUGUUGUACAUGAUGAUAUGUGAAUGUAUAAAUACCAAGAAAUAAUUCACCUUGAAACAACUAUAAACCUUUGUUGGAUAUUCUGAAAUUAACAAACAACUCAUUAUUUUUCAUUGCAUGUAAAUGUUACCGUACAUCCCGCAUAAGGAAAUUGGCCUUCAAAAUGAUAAGCUGUAUAAGGUGUCCUUGGCACCUUGUGCAAAUCUAUAGGUGGGAUUUCAUUCACGACAUUGGACCCUAACUUGAAUUGCUUGGGGACUUACGCAGCAAAAUGGAGAAGCAUUCUAAAUAUAAUUCUGGCUAGACUUUUGGAAUUGUGCAAGAGUCUAGAGUUGCAGAAAUGAAAACCUUGUUAACUUGAAAUAUUAUUUCUAUCAUUUAAAGGUCAUUCCCGAAUUGGGCAAGAUACAGUGAAGAUGCUUACAUGGGACUUCUUUACUACACCAUUGAUAGCCUUAAUCCUGCUUUUUAUUUUUUCGAUGCUGGUUUUAUUGUUAUACACUUGUAAAACAAUGCUUGUUUGCUAUGGAUU
Carya illinoinensis is the source of this 1075-nucleotide messenger RNA. RefSeq lists its product as uncharacterized. Bases 16 to 444 code for a protein of 142 amino acids. The record is from RefSeq and is a predicted model, not a curated record. The transcript is spliced from 3 exons. Lineage: Eukaryota; Viridiplantae; Streptophyta; Magnoliopsida; Fagales; Juglandaceae.